AUGGUGACUGAAUUGCAAGACAUAAUCAGAAUGAGACUUAGUGGUAUAGUCUCAGAAGAUACUCCCAAGAGAGAAGCGGGCUGUGAGAACUCACAGCCUUUGAGUGAGAAUAAGAAUAAGAGAAGGGAGCAUUUAGAUAAAGAAUCCUUAGAAGAUGUUCUGCAAUCAGACAACCUUUUUGAUAUACAAUUUCUUUUUGGCUCAACAUUUCAUGGAGCAGAAAUGAAAAAUGGCAUGAAUACAGGAACUGAGAUGUCAACAUCCUUUGCAGGGUCCGUUAACUGGCAGCAUUGUUUGUCUUUAGGUGCACAUGAGUCUGUGGGAAUGUCCAACCUGACUGUGCUCUAUGAAUUCAUCCUCUUGGGACUCUCCUCUAGACCUGAAGACCAGAAACCACUCUUUGUCCUCUUUCUUAUCAUAUACAUGGUCACCUUGCUGGGAAAUCUGCUCAUCAUCUUGGCUAUACACUCUUAUCCUCAACUCCAAAACCCCAUGUAUUUCUUCCUAAGCAACUUGUCCUUUACUGAUAUUUGCUACACCACUGUCAUAAUCCCCAAGAUGCUGGUGAACUUCUUAUCAGAGAAAAAGACCAUUUCUUAUGCUGAAUGCCUGAUACAGAUGCAUUUUUUCCUGAUCUUUGGAAACAUAGAUAGUUAUAUCCUGGCAGCGAUGGCUAUUGACCGCUAUGUAGCCAUCUGUAACCCCUUCCAUUAUGUCACUGUUAUGAACCGUAGGCGCUGUGUGUUACUAUUACUCUUCUCCAUCACUUUCUCCUAUCUCCACUCCCUUCUACAUGUCCUUCUGGUGAAUCGGCUCACCUUUUGUGCAUCAAAUGUUAUUCACCACUUUUUUUGUGAUGUCAGCCCCAUCCUGAAAUUGUCCUGUUCAUCUACAUUUGUCAACGAGGUUCUGGUCAUGACAGAAGGGCUGGCCUCUGUGAUGGCUCCAUUCAUCUGUGUCAUCAUCUCUUAUCUAAGAAUCCUAAUGGCUAUUCUCAAGAUUCCCUCAGCCACUGGAAAGCGCAAAGCCUUCUCCACUUGCAGCUCCCACCUCACAGUAGUGACCCUAUUCUACGGGAGUAUUAGCUAUGUUUACUUUAAGCCUUUAUCCAGCUAUACUAUCAAGGAUCGAAUAGCCACAGUCAUCUAUACCGUGUUAACAUCCACACUGAAUCCAUUUAUCUACAGUUUAAGAAACAAAGACAUGAAACAGGGUGUAGGGAAACUGACAAACAAUAUCAAGUUUCACAUGGGCAACUUUUAUUCUAUAAAAGUCAGCAAGAUCUGUGGAUCCUGA
Ochotona princeps (American pika) is the source of this 1296-nucleotide messenger RNA. RefSeq names its product olfactory receptor 1L3-like. Gene Ontology annotation, cellular component: membrane. NCBI's taxonomy places the organism in Eukaryota, Metazoa, Chordata, Mammalia, Lagomorpha, Ochotonidae. Gene Ontology annotation, biological process: G protein-coupled receptor signaling pathway. The coding region runs from base 1 to 1296 and encodes 431 amino acids. The transcript has 3 exons. The record is from RefSeq and is a predicted model, not a curated record. Gene Ontology annotation, molecular function: olfactory receptor activity; G protein-coupled receptor activity.